AUGUUGCAGGAUGUUACACAAGCAGUAGAGAGCGCAAUUCAGCACCUUCUGACUGUCCCCAGCAGCAUAGAUCCAUACACACCUCCCAGAAGAAUCUUCACAGUCAUAGACAACACCCUCAAGGCCCCUUCUGGCUCAGGCAGCUCAGGCAACAAGGACUUCUUAGUCCCUAUCAAGGAUGAGCCUGACCCAAAAGGAAAAAGGGUCAAAUUGGAGUCACCAGAACCACCUAAAACAACCCCAAACACCUCCUGGGCAAUCCUACACACCCAGGAACACCUUGAUCCCAGCCCAGAGCAGCCCUUCAUCAGGCCAACACCUGUAGACCUCCCAAGCGCAUCUCAAGCAGCAACAAGAGAAACAAAUGAAGAAAAGGAGGCAAGAACGCUACACAACAUUGCUACCAUCAUGGGCAGAGCAUUAUCUGUCCCACUUCAGAGCACCUUCAGGGGACUGUCCCAAACUCCUGGUCCACACCAAGGGAAAUCAAAAAUCCCUGCUCCUGAGAAGUACAAUGGCAAGAAGGGCCCUGCAUCCAAAUCAUUUAUCCUGGAUUGCAAAACCUACUUCCUUAGCAAUGCUUUCUCAUUUCCUUCUGACCACAAUGGACAACCCAAGAAGUGGGGACAGAUCUAUUUAGAGAAGCUGCUGAAUGGGGAUGACAAGCCAACCUUGGAAUCAUGGGAUACAUUUGAAACAGCAUUCUUGCGCAACUGGAGCAAUCCAGCAGCAGCACAAAUUGCAGAACGGCGCCUGCGCAAGCUCAAGCAGCUGAAAUCAGCAAGCAAUUAUGCCACAGAGUUUAGAAUCAUAGCCAGCAAACUAGAAUGGUCAGACCCUGCCCUCAUUGCCUCCUUCCGCCAGGGACUCAAGGUGUCACGACUAAGCUCGGACCUAUGA
Molecule: messenger RNA, 900 nt
Organism: Rhizoctonia solani
Lineage: Eukaryota; Fungi; Basidiomycota; Agaricomycetes; Cantharellales; Ceratobasidiaceae
Product: Retrotransposon-derived protein PEG10
Exons: 3
Coding region: 1-900 (299 amino acids)
Source: RefSeq, a predicted model, not a curated record